AUGACUCCAUCUGAGACAACUUUUGGAAGCUGUGAGCAGGUGAUUUUCAUGAAAUGCUCUUCCUCCUCCGUCUCUGACAGACUUUCGUGGUAUGGAAGUGAUGGUUCGCUAAACAAGUACUUUUCUGGUGAUUCUGGUUCUGGGUGCGAAUGUGCUUUGGGCGAGACAAACUCGUGCUCUGGGGGCUUCUUGUGCAACUGCGAUGCCGUUUCCGAAGGAGAAGACGAAGGUACCAUCACGAACAAAAGAGCACUUCCUAUGAAAGCGCUUCGUGCGACGGAAAUUGCUAGUUCUAAUCAACUGAGAAUCGCGCUUGGACCACUCACUUGCUGGGGCAAACCAACCUGGACAAACUGGAGCAGCUGGUCUACUUGUGAUGCUUCGUGCGAAGGUGGAAGACAGAUAAGAACUCGAUCUUGUGACGGUGAUUGUGGACCAGGAGAUAACAUCCAAGUUCAAGAAUGCAACACAAAUUCCUGUUCAUCCUGGCUUGAGUGGUCAAGCUGGUCAUCUUGCAUUGACGAGGACACGAAAGAACAAAAGGCUUGCGGAAUCAAAGAACGAUUCCGAGAGUGCGACGGCUCAGGCUGCCCGGGAGAUUAUUAUGAGCGCGAACAGUGCAACUGCGUUAUGGUUCUGGGCGGCAAUGGUCACAAGCUUAACGUCUCUUUGAUCGACUACGAGAACGACUUCGAACAGGAGAUCGAUUUGGGCACGCGUGUUCGAAUGCCAGUUUUGGGUCAAAAUGGUCAUUUCACGUUACAAGUAGAUAAAUAG
Molecule: messenger RNA, 777 nt
Organism: Oikopleura dioica
Lineage: Eukaryota; Metazoa; Chordata; Appendicularia; Copelata; Oikopleuridae
Source: the annotation of a GenBank genome assembly